CAUCAUGCUGGACAUAUGACUUGGCGAUACUAAAGGACUAAGUUAAGAUUGGUCAAGUCUAAUAUCAAGAGUUUAAUAAUAUAGUAGUUGGUAUAAUAAAUUUGCUGGUUGCUGGUGAAAGCAAUUGUCAUGACCAAGGUCUUUUUAUAACAAAUAUAUGUAUCAACCAUUCAUCAGAGUAUUGCAAGUAGCGAAUAAUAUAUUCCAAAGUCACCAAGCAAGUUCACGAAUCAAUCCACCAACUAUUUCAUCGUUGAUAUCCACACUGCUUCACUGCUUCUUUGAUUUCAAUUGUUGUAUACCACAUCAUGGCCGAUGAUGGAGCGGCCGGGGCGGCGUCUUCUUCGUCAUCACCGGCACCGUGGUUGUGGUCAACGUCGUCCUUAUCAGAAGGCAUGUAUGAUGUUUUUCUGAACUUUAGAGGCAAGGACACAAGGUUCUUAUUCACAGAUUAUCUCUAUCAUGGCCUGGCCGAUGUAAAAAAACUGCAAGUAUUCAGGGAUGAUCCGGGUCUGGAACUAGGUGACGAAAUUAAACCUACUCUGAUGGAAGCCAUUAAAAGAUCAAGGAUUCAUAUUGUUGUGAUGAGUGAAAACUAUGUAUCUUCCUCAUGGUGCCUCCUGGAACUAGAGCAGAUGCUCAAGUAUUACUCCAAGGAUGGAAACAAACGAUCCGUUAUUCCAGUUUUUUAUCACGUGACGCCCGCGGAAAUGAGAUAUCAGACUAGCACCAUAUCUAAGAAAGCCAUGAAGAAACAUAAAAAGAGAGAAGGCAAAGACAAGGCGAAAGCGUGGAAGUUGGCUUUAUCUAGAGUUUGCGGGAUAAGUGGACAACACAUUGUUAAGAAGGGAAAUCGUCAUGAAACAGAGGUCGUAGGCAAGAUUGCUGAACAAGUCUCAGCAAAAAUUCUAGAGAUCAGGCAACAAAUGAAUAGAUUUGUUUCUCAAUUUAAAGUGGUUGAAUCACUUUUGAACCUUGAAUCUUCUGAUAAUGUUGGUGUGGUGGGAAUUUAUGAAGAUCCUAAAAUAGCCAAAAGUUACAUAACAAGAUUUGCUUUUGAGCUAUACUAUAAGAUCAAAUACAAGUUCAGAGCGGCAAGUUUUCUUGUUGAUGUUAGUAAACAGUUAAGGGAAAACACCGCUAAUGGCUUGGAAAAUCUCCACAAGGAGCUUCUUUCAGAUAUGGGUGUGGAAACCAUGCAGGAGUUGCCACGUAAGAGGGUGCUUCUGGUUCUGGAAGGGGUUGAUAGUGAACAGCAUUUGAAGUUGCUAGUGGAAAUGGGAGUAAGUGAUUGGUUUAGUGGUGGUAGUAGGAUCCUCAUAGCAACAGAAAACAGAAAUCUGUUUGAGGAUUGUCCUGCUGUGAUGAAUGGUGUUAAGCUUGAGAAACAUUGCAUAUGUGAAGGUGAAUUGGUGAAGGAAAAGAUUGUGAAGGAGAAGAAGGUAGUGGGAUUUGUGAAAGAAUUCAUCGAUGUUAUUAAUCAACUGAAGGAAGAAGAUUCAAAUAGGAGGAAUGUUGUUUCAAUUGUCGGCAUGGGCGGGUCGGGCAAGACUACUCUUGCCCGAAUGAUCUAUGACAGCAAUGAGGUGAGGGAGGUAUUCCCUUGCCGUGCAUGGGCAACUGUUUCCAAACACUGCAAUGAAAAUAAAGUUUAUGGAAAGCUUCUCAAGUCUUUGAAGGUACCAAAAUCUGAAUAUGAGAAAUUAAGUAAAGAGGAGUUGAAGAAGGAGGUGAGAAAACGUUUGAAUGGGCAAAGCGGGAAGUAUUUGAUAGUGCUGGAUGAUGUGUGGAACACUAAGGCGUGGAACAAGUUGGAGUAUCUUCUCCCAGAAAAGAAUAAUGGGAGCAGGAUAUUGAUGACUACACGAAAUGAUAGGGUGGCAAACCAUGCAAUGUCAAAGGAACCUCACCAUCAACUUGGCCCUUUGGAUGAUGAAGAAAGUUGGGAAUUAUUCCGUAGCGAGGUGUUUGGUAGAGAAGAGUGUCCUUCUGAUUUAGAGUCUAUUGGUAAAUCAAUUGCCCAAAGUUGCAAGGGUUUGCCAUUAGCUGUUGCAACCAUAGCAGGGCUUGUCAAAGAGAGGAAGAGAUCAACAACAGAGUGGCAAAGUAUUAACAAUGUAAUUCUUCAAUGGGAUGAUGAUGAUGAUGAUGAUGAUGAUGAUGAUGAUGAUGAUAGUGAUGAUGAUAAGAAGCCGAUGACGAUGAGUAGGAUGAUGAAGAUAUUGCAGCUGAGCUAUGAUGAUUUACGUCCAAAAUUGAAGUCAUGCUUUCUAUAUCUUGGGGUGUUUCCGGAAGAUUGCAAGAUUGCAGCAAGGGCUUUGAUUGAACUAUGGAAUGCAGAAGGCUUGACAAAAGUAACGGAAACUGGAAGUUCAAAUGCAGCAGAGCCGGAAGACAUUGGUGAGGAGCGCUUGAAGGAGCUAGUGGAUCGUAACUUGGUACAAGUGGUGAGUAGGAAGAGUGAUGGGGAAGGCGUGAAAACAUGUCAGAUCCACGAUCUCAUCCGGAAACUGUGCAUAUCACUGAGUAACAAACCAGAUAACAAGAACAAUGAUCGCAGAUUAUUAUCCUUUACCAGAAACGAAGGAUCCUAUACCUGUUCAUUAGAGACGUGUAAUAAAGAAUCCACUCGUUCGUUAUUCUUUUAUGAAGAUGCACGGGAAUGGUUACACCAUAUUCCAGAAAACCUGCGAGUUAAUGUGCUAUAUUUUUCGAAAUGGGCUCGGGUUAGUUCAACAAGUGCCGAGUAUUUGAAGAGUUUGACACCCCUCCGGUACUUGAAAAUGGAAGUUGAAUUAGAUGGAUUAUGUGACUUUCACAAUUUGGAAACAUUACAUGUACUGUACACUAGUUCGAAGGACCUAAGAAUUGGGGGCUUAAAGCAACUGAGACAUCUUCAUUGUGAAUUUCUGGUGAAAUUGAUAGAUGAACAAGUAAAAGAUAAAAUGCAGAAUCUCCAAACCCUAUGUUAUGUGAUUGCCGAUUCAAAACUAGGGAGCUUACUAGGCAAUGCUUACUUUCCCAACUUGAGAACACUCGGUUUAUAUAUAACUGCAUACCAAGACCGUCAAGCAACAGAAGCAGAAGAAAUCUUAAAGAGCCUGCACUGCCUAAGAAAGUUGCGGAAGGUGAAACUUACGUUUGCUCCCUUUGGUUGGGUUCCAUUAGAUAGAAUUGCAUUUCCGUCAACUCUUACCAAGAUUACCUUGUCAUCAUUUGGGGGCUUCAUGUCCAAAGACAUGAUUGUUUUGGGACAAAUUCGCAGCCUUCAAAUUUUAAAAUUGAAAUCUGGAAUUUGUACUGAAAUACCUCUUCAUUGUGGUACUGCUGGGAGCUUUCCGGAGCUUCAAGUGCUCAUCAUGAUAAGGAUGUCUGUCAAACGUCUUACAUCAGAAGAAGGUGCGAUGCCUCGUCUUCGACGUGCUGUCUUCUGUGACUGCCCUUACUUGUUGGAGGAGGAGGUUACUCAAAAAAUGCUUUCCUUGGGUAGUAACUUGGAGUUUUUAGACCGUCAAGUGGACGAUGAUGAUUGAUUUCUGUGAGGCAUUGGAUGUCAACGUCUGCUACUCUGCUUCUUUUCCAAAAGCAGAACUCUCCUCCAUAAUACAUACAUCAUUACAUGACAUGCUCCUGCCGCCUCAUUGUAUUGUAAUGGAGUAGUUGUAAUCCUCUAAUAUUGCACUACUUUAAUUUUCUUUUCUUUUCUUUUCUUUUUUUUUUAUUUUGAAUCACACCUUUUAGUACUUUUAUUGUGAUAUUGUAAUUCCUCGAACACACGUUUAUUAUGAUUCGCUUUUAUUUAGGUUUAAUUGCUCUGUUGGUCCC
Arachis ipaensis is the source of this 3825-nucleotide messenger RNA. RefSeq names its product disease resistance protein RPP13. The record is from RefSeq and is a predicted model, not a curated record. Lineage: Eukaryota; Viridiplantae; Streptophyta; Magnoliopsida; Fabales; Fabaceae. Gene Ontology annotation, biological process: defense response; signal transduction. Gene Ontology annotation, molecular function: ADP binding.